This is a messenger RNA of Rhinopithecus roxellana (golden snub-nosed monkey), 4244 nucleotides long. RefSeq names its product cyclin F (gene CCNF). The record is from RefSeq and is a predicted model, not a curated record. The transcript has 17 exons. Lineage: Eukaryota; Metazoa; Chordata; Mammalia; Primates; Cercopithecidae. Gene Ontology annotation, molecular function: cyclin-dependent protein serine/threonine kinase regulator activity; protein binding. Gene Ontology annotation, biological process: mitotic cell cycle phase transition; regulation of cyclin-dependent protein serine/threonine kinase activity. Gene Ontology annotation, cellular component: centrosome; cyclin-dependent protein kinase holoenzyme complex; nucleus. Bases 63 to 2423 code for a protein of 786 amino acids.
CUCCAGCCGGGGCGCGGGCGCGCUCUCAGGCGGGCUCCGGCGACAGAGACGCGAGCGCGGCGAUGGGGAGCGGUGGCGUGAUUCACUGUAGGUGUGCCAAGUGUUUCUGUUAUCCUACAAAGCGAAGAAUAAGGAGGAGGCCCCGAAACCUGACCAUCUUGAGUCUCCCCGAAGAUGUGCUCUUUCACAUCCUGAAAUGGCUUUCUGUAGAGGACAUCCUGGCUGUCCGAGCUGUACACUCCCAGCUGAAGGACCUGGUGGACAACCACGCCAGUGUGUGGGCAUGUGCCAGCUUCCAGGAGCUGUGGCCGUCUCCAGGGAACCUGAAGCUCUUUGAAAGGGCUGCUGAAAAGGGGAAUUUCGAAGCUGCUGUGAAGCUGGGCAUAGCUUACCUCUACAAUGAAGGCCUGUCUGUGUCUGAUGAGGCCCGCGCAGAAGUGAAUGGCCUGAAGGCCUCUCGCUUCUUUAGUCUCGCUGAGCGGCUGAACGUGGGUGCUGCGCCUUUCAUCUGGCUCUUCAUCCGCCCUCCAUGGUCAGUGAGCGGAAGCUGCUGCAAGGCUGUGGUUCACGAGAGCCUCAGGGCAGAGUGCCAGCUGCAGAGGACUCACAAAGCAUCCAUAUUGCACUGCUUGGGCAGAGUGCUGAGUCUGUUCGAGGAUGAAGAGAAGCAGCAGCAGGCCCGUGACCUGUUUGAGGAGGCUGCUCAUCAGGGAUGUCUAACCAGCUCCUACCUCCUCUGGGAAAGCGACAGGAGGACGGAUGUGUCAGAUCCUGGGCGAUGCCUCCACAGCUUCCGAAAAGUCAGGGACUACGCUGCCAAAGGCUGCUGGGAAGCGCAGCUGUCUUUAGCCAAAGCCUGUGCAAAUGGAAACCAGCUUGGACUAGAGGUGAGAGCUUCCAAUGAGAUCGUCUGCCAGCUAUUUCAGGCUUCCCAGGCUGUCAGUAAGCAGCAAGUCUUCUCCGUGCAGAAGGGACUCAAUGACACAAUGAGGUACAUUCUGAUCGACUGGCUGGUGGAAGUUGCCACCAUGAAGGACUUCACAAGCCUGUGUCUGCACCUGACCGUGGAGUGUGUGGACCGGUACCUGCGGAGGAGGCUGGUGCCGCGGUACAGGCUCCAGCUGCUGGGCAUCGCCUGCAUGGUCAUCUGCACCCGGUUCAUCAGUAAAGAGAUCCUGACUAUCCGGGAGGCCGUAUGGCUCACAGACAACACGUACAAGUAUGAGGACCUGGUGAGAAUGAUGGGCGAGAUCGUUUCUGCCUUGGAAGGGAAGAUUCGAGUCCCCACCGUGGUGGAUUACAAGGAGGUCCUGCUGGCGCUAGUCCCCGUGGAGCUGAGAACCCAGCACCUGUGCAGCUUCCUCUGCGAGCUUUCCCUGCUGCACACCAGCCUGUCCACCUAUGCCCCAGCCCGCCUGGCUGCUGCAGCCCUGCUUCUGGCCAGACUGACGCACAGGCAGACACAGCCCUGGACCACUCAGCUGUGGGACCUCACCGGAUUCUCCUAUGAGGACCUCGUUCCCUGCGUCUUGAGCCUUCAUAAGAAGUGCUUCCACGAUGACGCCCCCAAGGACUACAGGCAAGUCUCUCUGACUGCCGUGAAGCAGCGAUUUGAGGACAAGCGCUAUGGAGAAAUCAGCCAGGAAAAGGUGCUGAGCUACAGCCAGUUGUGUGCGGCAUUAGGAGUGACACAAGACAGCCCCGACCCCCCGACUUUCCUCAGCACAGGGGAGAUCCACACCUUCCUCAGCUCUCCCUCGGGGCGGAGAACCAAACGGAAGCGGGAGAACAGCCUCCAGGAGGACAGGGGCAGCUUUGUUACCACCCCCACUGCGGAGCUGUCCAGCCAGGAGGAGACGCUGCUGGGCAGCUUCCUCGACUGGAGCCUAGACUGCUGCUCUGGCUACGAAGGCGACCAGGAGAGCGAGGGCGAGAAGGAGGGCGACGUGACAGCUCCCAGUGGCAUCCUCGAUGUCACCGUGGUCUACCUGAACCCAGAACAGCAUUGCUGCCAGGAAUCCAGUGAUGAGGAGGCUUGCCCAGAGGACGAGAGACCCCAGGACCCACAGGCACUAGCGCUGGAUACCCAGAUCCCUGCAACCCCAGGACCCAAGUCCCUGCUCCGCACCAGCCUGGAGCCAGGGAAGGACGUCACGACCUCAGGGUACUCCUCCGUCAGCACCACGAGUCCCACAAGCUCUGUGGAUGGUGGCUUGGGGGUCCUGCCCCGACCUACCUCAGUGCUGUCCCUGGACAGUGACUCGCACACACAGCCCUGCCACCAUCAGGCCAGGAAGUCAUGUUUACAAUGUCGUCCCCCAAGUCCCCCCGAGAGCAGUGUUCCCCGGCAACAGGUGAAACGGAUAAACCUAUGCGCACACAGUGAGGAGGAGGACACGAACCUGGGCCUUGUGAGGCUGUAAGUGUGUCAGCGCAUUUGCCGCAGUGGAUGUGUACUGAGGGGGCUGGAGGCGAGGGGUGGGAGCACAGCAUAGGAAUGCUGUGUAGAUCCCAGAGGCCUUCGCACAGAGAGCAGAGAGGGUAACUUGUGGCCACCAAGUUUCUUUCUCCGCAGGAGUCCCGUGCUAGCCAUGAGAAUGUUGAAAUGAGAGUGAAGAGGUCAGAUCCCUCUCUGGAAAGUUUAGCCUCAAAGCAGUUGGCCGCACUGCAUGGAGGGCACCUCUCUGUCCCUGCCAUGUCUCACUGUCUCUGGAAGCUUCAGCCCAUGUGUGUCCUGGUCUUCCCAGCCCCAACAGAGCCCGGUGCCAGGAGCUGACAGCGUUCCUGCUCAAGGCACGUGUGACCUGGGUAGUCGGACACCACUUGAGCUCCUGCCCACAUCUGUCUGGUUUGGGGCUCCAGUGGGGAGCUGACAGCUCUGAGCACACCACUGUCCCCUCAUCCACUUUGGUCUGCAUGGGGCACCCACUUGCUUCUGGGUGGGGAUUCCAUGGUAAGGGGGCCUGUGUCCCUGCACACUGCGUGGACUGCCUUGGCCACAGGCCCACUCCCUAUGACACGUUAUUCAUUUUAGAGCUCUGUCCCAGAGGCGUUUGUCUGUGACCCACAGAUGUUGUCAAUGUGAACACCUCUCUUUAUGCUGAAUUUCUGGGCCAUUCUUUUCCUGUCUUUAUUUCUAAAUUUCCUUCUUCUAAGAUGAAAACAAGAAAAACUUAAAACAGAAGGUAUUAAAAAAACAAGAGAUUCCUACCAUUAUUUAGGUUCAACUGCAAAACAAAAAUCUUACUCCAGCCCCUCAAUGCCAUCCUGACACACUUUAUGUAAAAAGAAUUUUCCCAGAGAGGCUAGCCAGAAAAAACUUGAAGUCCCCUAUAACAUCUGAGGUGACCAAGAGGCAGAGGAGUAGAGCAGUCAGGGGCCGUGUCCUGGCUGAUCCCAACUGCAGCUGUGCUCUGGGGGCCCGUGGGAGGGAGGCAGACCCCUGGGCUUUCCUGCUGGCCACGGAGACUCCGCUCCUGCAUGGAAAGGGAGCCUGGGAGACAGCAGUCCACGCCUGGGGAGCCUGUCUGGGGCCAUGUGACCGUGGCCUCUCCCUGGGGAUGGGCUUACCACAACACACUCACCCUGCUGCCAUCCAUUUUUUUCCUCUGCAAAUGUAAGAAAGAACCACUUGGCUAGAAGUGUCCCCCAGAUGCUUUUCUUUUUUUUUUAAGACGGAGUUUUGCUCUUUUCGCCCUGGCUGGAGUGCAGUGGCAUGAUCUCAACUCACUGCAACCUCCGCCUCCCAGAUUCUGCCUCAGCCUCCCAGGUAGUUGGGAUUACAAGCACCCAACCAUGCCGGGCUAAUUUUUGUAUUUUCAGUAGAGACGGGAUUUCACCAUUUUGGCCAGGCUGGUCUCGAACUCAUGACCUCAGGUGAUCUGCUCACUUCAGCCUCCCAAAGUGCUGGGAUUACAGGCAUGAGCCACUGCGCCUGGCCCCCCAAAUGCUCUUGAACGAGAAACCCAGGGCUGGGAGAUGCUCACUGAGCUGCUGCUUUUCUGUGUGCUGGUGUUGUGUGUGUUCGUGUCCACGGCAGCUGUCUUCUUGCUACUAUAAGGGAAUUCUGGCCACCCUGGGUGGGGCGUGGUCGGAGUGAGAACUGAAGCGUUGGAACUGUAGACCCGUCCUGUCGACUGUGUGCCCCUGGGCAUGUGUGAGCCUCAGUUUCCUCAUUUGUAAGAGGGGGCGAUGAUACCUACCUCACAGGGGUGUUGUGAGGAUUAAAUGUGAGGAUAGUGACA